Aspergillus japonicus CBS 114.51 is the source of this 1010-nucleotide messenger RNA. Its product is annotated as putative cutinase. NCBI's taxonomy places the organism in Eukaryota, Fungi, Ascomycota, Eurotiomycetes, Eurotiales, Aspergillaceae. Gene Ontology annotation, molecular function: cutinase activity. Gene Ontology annotation, biological process: carbohydrate catabolic process. The transcript has 3 exons. Gene Ontology annotation, cellular component: extracellular region. The record is from RefSeq and is a predicted model, not a curated record. Bases 297 to 1010 code for a protein of 237 amino acids.
CGGAGUUUAUUUACCUUGAUUUCCUUGCCUCGGGGCACACAGGUCUCCCAACCUUCUACAUCCGCCCCUGAAACUAAACCUGAUUCCUCUCGGUCCAGGUCAUCGCCGAGUCGGCGAUGUCCUUAAAUGGUUGCCACAGACGAAAACGACCUUGUAACCGGGUCUGGGAUGGACGGGUCACCGCUGGUUCUGAGCCAGGCUAUUGUGCUACCGUGAGCAGAGGGAAGUAUAUAUUCGCGCUGGAUCUUGUGCUGAUGAAAAAAAUGGACAACCCACUAGUUUCAGUAUACUAAAUCAUGUUGGACUCUAUCUCUUACGGUCACAAUAGGAUGGCCCAUUUCAAGUGGCUUCUUGUCGGUGCCUUUGCUACGCUGGCCGUAGCGAACCCCCUGCCUGCUCCGGAGGCCAACCAGCUUGAGACUCGUCAAACUGGGAUAAAUGCGAAUGAUAUCAUGGGCGGAACUUGCAAGGAUUUCACCUUGAUCUUUGUGCGUGGAUCAUGGGAAGUGGGCAAUAUGGGUCUAGUCAUCGGACCGCCCCUUUGCUCCACCCUGAAAGAGCAGAUCAGUCCCAAUCGAGUUGCCUGCCAAGGUGUCGACGGCAUGUACAGCGCUGACUUCCCUCAAAACUUCCUUUCCCCGAACACGGAUGCGAAAUCUAUCGCGUCCGCGGCCACCAUGCUCGAGUUGGCGACUACCAAGUGUCCGAAGACCCAGGUUGUAGCGGGUGGGUAUAGCCAAGGAAGUGCCGUCAUCGACUACGCCAUCCAGGAAGUCAAGCACGAGGUCCGCAACAAGAUCAAGGGAGUGGUGCUGUUCGGGUACACGCGCAACAUCCAGGACCGCGGUGGGAUCCCGGGCUACCCGCAGGACCGAACCAAGGUGUAUUGCGCCCCGGGCGAUGUGGUGUGUGACGAUAUUUUGGUUGUUACGCCGCCUCAUGAAACGUACGGGUUGUAUGCGAAAGAUGCGGCAGAGUUUCUAGCCUCGAAAGUGAAUCAAUCCAACUAG